UACUGUUUGUGACUGAAAGAAUGGGAAUAAAUUAUCACAGAAAAGCAGCACAAUAGGCAGUUAAAUAUUCUUCCUGAUAAGAAACUUCAGUGGCUGUUUGGAAUCUGCAGUUCUUUAUCAUAGGACUUUAACUCAUCUUGCUCUUGAAAUACUUCUUCUGCACCAGUUCUGCGGAAUCUGGACUAGAAGUUUUGAAAGACUCCUACUGCUAGACUUUGCAUCCUAUAGAUCUAAGUAAAAGGACCUAGUAAAAACAAAGGACAACAUCUAGAAAAGAGAACUUUAAACACAGUAUUUGGACCAAUGACAGUGUUCUCCCUCUGGCUUCCUAUGUCCUAUUACCAGGAGGAUUUCUUCAAAGAGUACCUCAAGAUGAUGGCGAAUAUUAUUGUCCUGAACUUGCUGAUUUGUAUUUCUCUGGCGUUCUGGAUCGUGUCCAUGACUGCAAGUACGUACUACGGUACUUGGCGACCCAUUUCUCCAUGGCGCUGGCUUUUUUCUGUCUUGGUUCCACUAGUGAUUGCUACACAGGGUUUUAAGAAGAGGAGUCUUGAUCAUAGUGGUGCAUUGGGAGGAUUGGUAGUUGGAUUUAUCCUUGCAGUUGCGAAUUACAGUUUCUUCACUUCUUUGUUUGUGUUUUUUGUUACUUCUUCAAAACUUACUACAUGGAAAAAAGAUACAAAGAAGCAAAUAGAUUCAGAAUACAAAGAAGGUGGACAGAGGAAUUGGAUGCAAGUAUUCUGUAACGGUGGUGUUCCUACCGAGCUGGCUGUCUUAUAUAUGAUAGAAAAUGGACCGGGUGAAAUUCCUAUCGACUUUUCAAAGCAGUACACAGCAUCAUGGAUGUGCUUAUCCCUUUUGGGAGCUUUGGCAUGCUCUGCUGGUGACACAUGGGCUUCAGAGAUUGGUAGUGUUAUGAGUAAAAGCAAGCCAAGGUUGAUAACAACCUGGGAGAAGGUUCCAGUAGGUACUAAUGGAGCAGUUACUUUAGUGGGCCUGCUCUCAAGUUUGCUUGGGGGCAUGGCAGUAGGUAUGGCCUACUUCGUAACACAACUCAUUUUCGUGACUGAUCUGGAAAUAUCUGCUCCACAAUGGCCCAUUGUUGUUUUUGGUGCAGCAGCUGGCUUACUGGGAUCAGUUGUUGAUUCAUAUUUGGGAGCUACGAUGCAAUACAGUGGUUUUGACCAGAAUAUUGGCAUGGUUGUCAGCCACCAAACAAAAGACUCCAAGCACAUAUCUGGAAAACCUAUAUUAGACAACAACACAGUAAAUCUUUUUUCUUCUAUAAUCAUUGCUUUGGUGCUUCCAGGCGUGGCGUGGUUUUUCUGGCCCAGGGGUUGACAUGGUUUAAGGUUUUCUGCAUGUGAUCCAUUUAUGUUCAGUCUUACUCAAAGACUCCAAAGACUUCUCGUCAAACUCUCUUGAAAAGAGGGAUCUGAAACUUUGAGAGAGCCAAAGGACUUUGCAUCUCAACUUACUAAGGUGUACGCUUCAUAUGGCAAUUGGCAUCUCUCGGGGCAGGGAAGGGGUUUGGUCAAUAUGCUCUUGCUGCUCUUCGAGUGGAUGCAGAUCACUGCCAAGUGAGGUGAAGCACUUCAUUUAUCCUCAUGGAGCUGAAGGGUUGGUGUCAUGUUCUCGCCUGUCCCCAGCAUCUGCAAGAAGCUGGAAAUAGAAGUCAGACACAAAGUACACUGCAAUUCCGUGUAGGCAGUGAUAACAUGGGUGAAAUGGGUGAAUUCUGGUGUUUCUCAUAAUCUACAGUAUGUAAGGUUUUAUGGAAAUAUUUUUUGGGGGUGGGGGAAGAGAGGAGUAAGCCUUGUUGCCUAUUCUGUACCCUGAUACUAUCUCCAAUUCCCUGAGAAUAGGGUUGGUAAAAGUGAUGACAAUACAUAAUGCUUGAAGCAAAAGACUAAAUUUAAAAUAAAAAAUCACUAGUUUUUCCAGUAAGAAUAAUAAAUUUGUCUGUGCUUUUCUGACAUCUUUAUUUCAAAACUAAUGAUACUUAUGAAGAUUGUCAAUACUGUGGUACUUAUUAAAUUAUCUAAAAUUAAAGAUUACAGUUGUGAGUUCACAUUCAUCUCUUUAGAAGUAGAGCAUUUUUCUUCCAUAAGCAUACAAUUGCUCCAUAAUAUUUAGCGUUCUGACCAAACUAUACUCUUUGGUUCUUUCUCAGCAGUGGAAGUGUUUUCUAUUUUGUUAGGGGUUGCUAUUCAGAGAUGAUGGCCUCAGCCAAAGAAGCUACAGAGGUUAUCCUCAUAGUGAAUGGGGAAAGUCUCACUUAUAAACCAUUUAAAAAUGGGAAUUUAACUUUUGGUGCUCAGGCUCCUAUGUUAGGUAAUUCCAUCUUCCUUCGUUAAUUUAUAAAGUAAUUUAGCCAGCAAAGAUUUUUAUUUAAACUUUAGAGAUACCCUCAUAAAAACCUGUCACUGUCAACAUCCAGAAGGUAGGGCCCAUUCUGUUAACUUAUAAAAAGCUUUUUUUUUUUUUUUUUCAUCUGUAGAGAUAGUUGAGUAUUUUGUAGUAAACAUCUGGGUUUUUUACAAAUGUCUUGUGUAUAUUGCCUGUCUUAAUUCGCUUGUGUUUUAUGUCACCUUUUAUGGGACUAUUCAAAAGUUUGAACACCUUUCAUGUUGAGUUUACCCUUCUGAAUUUAUCACUGGAACUAGUUCACUGUAUUAUCCAAUUACAAAGCUGAGAUUUCAAACUAGUAAAAGCUUUCUGAAAAGAACAAAUUGUGUAGCUGCUCUAUGUCUGUUCUUGUGAAGAGGAACAAAAUUAUAAAAGGAAUAUAUGCACUUAAACUGUAACAAUAAACACUUGAGAUUUUUAUGCAUUGUUUGGAUUUAUGCGGCUUCUAAAUAAACACUGGAUUAGUUGUCUUUUAA
This is a messenger RNA of Tyto alba (common barn owl), 2885 nucleotides long. RefSeq names its product transmembrane protein 19 (gene FAABTP). Gene Ontology annotation, cellular component: membrane. The record is from RefSeq and is a predicted model, not a curated record. The transcript has 9 exons. Lineage: Eukaryota; Metazoa; Chordata; Aves; Strigiformes; Tytonidae. The coding region runs from base 304 to 1341 and encodes 345 amino acids.